Molecule: messenger RNA, 1151 nt
Organism: Dufourea novaeangliae
Lineage: Eukaryota; Metazoa; Arthropoda; Insecta; Hymenoptera; Halictidae
Exons: 3
Coding region: 33-1073 (346 amino acids)
Source: RefSeq, a predicted model, not a curated record
UCGGAGGACAUCACGUAAACGGUCACGUGAAAAUGUUUCGCGAUGGUCAAUACUUGGAAGUAAUAAAGGCUUCGGACAAUUGUUUAGCUACGGCUGUUGUUACUGUCCAAGAGAAGACUAUAAAGCUUAAAAAGAGAAAAGUCUCGACGAAUAAGUGGCUUAAUACCGAGGAUUGGGCAGCGCUGUACAAAAUUUUGGAGAAAGCGAUUCUGCGGAACGUUCGUAAGGAAGGAUUGUUUCAGGAUUCGGAGAAAUGCAGAGGCAAAAAGUCAACUCGGCAGCUGGAAAUCACAUAUACGUUCGAGCCAUCGGAAGGUGCAAAAAACGUUACAUCACUACCUACGAUCAGGGUAAAUGUAUCUCCGGCGAAGAAAAAGCCCGAGAAACUGGAAACACCGAAAGCAUCGCUGGUGAAAGAAGAUGUUCGCGAUCGUACACUCGGGAAAACUCAAAGCUACACUUCCGAUUCCACUCAGCGGAGAGAUAACAGCGAGAAUUUCGAAAAAACAGCGGGAAACGAUGAUACUUGUACAAAAGCGACGAACGAUACUAAAAAUGAUAGAACUAAAAGGUGUUUACAGUUGGAGAGCUUGGAAAGUAACACGUUAGAAGAAUACGUGCCAGAUACACCGACGGUUAAAAAACUAUGCACAGAUUUGAAAUAUAUACCAAGCAGGAAGAGUACGUUGGAACGAAUCCAAGUGUCUUCGAAUGAAUACUCUCCUUUGAUAUUGGAUAAUAAAAGCACGACGGAAGUGGUUCGAUACAUUCCAAAUUCCGUUGAUUCGUCGAAAGUAUCUUACGAAACGUACGUACCUAGCGGGACGACCGUUCUUAACCUUCCUGAAGAAUACGUUCCUACCUCGAAGGGAGUUAAAGCUUCCGUUGAAGAAUAUCAACCUGACUUCACUAGUAAAUCUAUGAAAUUCGAUAACAGUUACGUGCCAUCGAGCGUGCAAUCGAUCAAUGAAAACAAUCCGAACAAAUCGGACAGGAUGAAAAAGCAACAGGUACAAAAAUCUUCGUCACGCCAAAAAGAAGUUUCAAAAAAACACGUGGACCUCUUUACCUAAAACGUACCUAUUUUGAUAAUGAAUAUUAAAUUGGACAGUUAGAAUAUACAUAUUAUUCGUAAUUAAUAGAAAAUAUAA